Aspergillus uvarum CBS 121591 is the source of this 1467-nucleotide messenger RNA. Its product is annotated as bZIP transcription factor. The transcript is spliced from 3 exons. The record is from RefSeq and is a predicted model, not a curated record. Gene Ontology annotation, biological process: regulation of DNA-templated transcription. Gene Ontology annotation, molecular function: DNA-binding transcription factor activity. The coding region runs from base 1 to 1467 and encodes 488 amino acids. NCBI's taxonomy places the organism in Eukaryota, Fungi, Ascomycota, Eurotiomycetes, Eurotiales, Aspergillaceae.
AUGGCGCAUCUGAAUUAUGCCGCAACACAAGAAGGUGCAACGGAUACCGACGCCACUCUAGUGCCCUGGGAGACUAUCCAUGAUCAAUUCUUUGGUUCUACUCACCCUGCGUCGGAUUUAAUGGCGUCACCACAGAUCACCUCGCUGCUCUCAGCUUGCUCCUACCCUGUGCCCGAGGCUGCUGAUUCGUUACAUGAAGACCAUACCCAGCCAACCUUAUUCGGUGGCAUCACGUCCGACCAUGUGUUUGAGAUCGAUAGUACUUCAAGCACAGUCGACAGUCAGCAGACGCUUGCAGAUCAUGUUGUAGCAGAGCGUCCCAAGCGCCAACGCGCUGGGGCUGAGAAGCCUACAUCAGGGGCAAGUACGACGGCCAAACGAGGUCGGCCUCGAAAGGUGCUCGAUGAAUCCCUCGCAGAAGAUCCUGAAGAGAGGCGACGGCGGCAGAUUCGCCUUGCGCAGCGCGCCUAUCGCUCGCGGAAGGAAGCGAACAUGUCCUCCCUUAAGAGUCGCAUCGGAGAAUUAGAGUCCGUAGUCGAGCAGAUGAGCUCGGCUGUACUUUCGCUCAGCGACCAGCUCGUUCAGUCUGGGGUUCUAGAGUCGAACCCUCACCUGGCGGAGCAUCUGCACCAUACUGUGCAGACGUGUCUUAAUCUGGCGAAAGAUGCCAACAAGGACGGAGCAGACUCGACAGCCCUGGUGCCUUCGUCAGCAUCCUCGAGAACCAGUUCUCAAUUCUCUAUGCCUAUAGACUUUGGGAAGACCUACCCUCCUGUUCUACCCAUCUUCCAAUCUGAAAAGCAGGUAACGCCAUUCAGACCGGCUCUGAGGCCUCCUCCCCGGCAGCUGGUGCUCCCGGAUAUCCAGGAGAUGGAACUGUCUGUAUUCAUGAGCCGAUUGCACAUGUCGUGCAUCUAUCACGGUUGUCUUGCCUUGUGCGAUGACAACAUCAGCACAGAGCGCAUAAUGAGACACUUCUGCUUGCCGCUUACCAUUGUGGAUCGGAAGACCCUAACGGGGCUGUUCUACGCCGCGCUUAACACGAAGGACGGAAAGAAACGCUACGAAGACUGGAAGGACAUCCCUUUCUUCAGCCUGGGCGGAGCAGGCACCCAUUACCCGUGGACUGCCGCCAAGGCUGGAUUGGCAAGUUACCUACAUCGGCCUGGUGUUCGAUGGGUGGUUCUGCCGGAGCCUCUGCUAGAGUUCCCACCGCAACUACAGAAAGUCCUCGCUGGCGAUUGGUUUGACAUGGGUGACUUGGAGGGUUAUCUUCGUGAACAAGGCGUUCGCCUGUUCGCACAUGCGCCGCCAGAAGUUGAAAAGGAUUCUCACCAGCCUGCUCCUGCGGUGAAUGCGAAGCGGCUGAUUAAAAUUUUGUCGGGGUGUGGUAUUUGUCUUGGAUGGACACCCGGUUUCCGCCGUCGCGAUGUGGAAAAGGCUCUCAGAGAGUGUACUGGGGGCUGA